Molecule: messenger RNA, 2595 nt
Organism: Dioscorea cayenensis subsp. rotundata (Guinea yam)
Lineage: Eukaryota; Viridiplantae; Streptophyta; Magnoliopsida; Dioscoreales; Dioscoreaceae
Product: subtilisin-like protease 4
Exons: 4
Coding region: 1-2595 (864 amino acids)
Biological process (GO): proteolysis
Molecular function (GO): serine-type endopeptidase activity
Source: RefSeq, a predicted model, not a curated record
AUGGUCCUGCGUACGGGAUCCAAAUACAUCCUCACCCCUAACACUAUAGAGUUUCCUCCAUUUCAGGGUGAGGAUGGAUUUGGGGAGGAGUUAGAGGACAAGUCUAGUAAUGGUGACUGGCUGAUCUCAUCAACCACCGCCGCCCUAGUGCUUCUAGCCCAAUCAUGUCUUCUCGAAGCAGAUCACGCCUCCAGGUUGCUAGCUGGGAGGAUUUUGAAGUUUGGAUUUUCAACUGGGUUCUCUUUUCACCUCUCUUUUUUUCUGGUUAUCGUGUGGUUUUGUAAAGUUGAAAGCAAUGAGGGAAGUUUUUGUGGUGGUAUUUGUUUGGAUUUGGAUGGUGGAGAUGUUCUCAUCAAGCUACUACCCAUAGUCAAUGACUAUGGAGAAAAUACUAGCCAAAUCCAAAUCUACAUUGUUCAUGUACUAAAGCCAGAGGGUUCAAAUUUCUUGAGCGCCGAGGAUUUAGAGAAUUGGCACAUGUCCUUUCUACCCAAUACUACUCUAGACACAGGCGAGCCACGAUUGCUUUACUCAUAUAAAGAAGCAAUUAGCGGGUUUGCAGCAAGAUUAACUCCUGCAGAAGUGAGAGCCAUGGAAAAUAUGGAUGGAUUUUUGGGUGCUGAGCCAAGCCAGCGGCUCGAGCUCCAAACAACCUAUACUCAUGAGUUUCUAAACUUAAGCACAUUAUUUGGUGCUUGGUCCACAAGUAACUCCUUUUACGGCGAGGGAAUUGUCAUAGGAGUGUUGGAUACCGGAAUUCACUUGCCCCAUCCAUCUUUUGAAGAUACAGGAAUGCCACCACGCCCAAGAGGAUGGAGGAACAUAAGUUGUUACCUUCCAAGGCCGUCUUGUAAUGGUAAAGUUAUUGGGGCACAAUCUUUCAAACAAGGUAAUACGACUAAUCCACCAACUGACAUAGACCAAGGUCAUGGAACGCAUGUGGCUGGCAUUGCAGCGGGCAACUUUGUCGAUAAUGCGGAGGUCCUCGGCCAAGCUCGUGGAAGAGCUGCAGGGAUGGCUCCAAGAGCAUUUAUAUCAGUGUAUAAGGUGUGUUGGGGUGAUAUAGGUUGCGAAAAAAGUGGUAUCAUAGCAGGCAUUGACAAAGCUAUGCAAGAUGGGGUGCAUAUCCUUCAAAUGUCCUUUGGGUUACCAAAGAAUUCCUUGCCCACUUCCUUCGAAGGGGACUCUGUUGCUGUUGCCACAUACUCGGCAAUGCAAAAGGGGAUCUUUCCCUGUACAGCGGCUGGCAACAACGGCCCAAACCCGAGGACACUAAGUCAUGCUGCUCCGUGGGAUAUGGUUGUCGGUGCAACCAGUACAGAUCGAAGAAUAAGAGCAACUGUGACGCUUGGGAAUGGAAAGCAAUUCCAUGGGGAAACUGCCUAUCAACCUAACACAGUCACUAAUAAGUUUCUUCCUCUUGUUUUUCCAGGCAGCAAUGGACAAGCGGACCAACAGUUUUGCAAGAACAAUUCAUUAAAUGGCAUCAAUGUUCGGGGAAAAAUUGUGAUGUGCUAUAUUGGAAAUAUAAAGAGCAUUGAUAAAGGUGAUUUCGUCAGGAAUGCUGGGGGCGCAGGCAUGAUCCUUAUGAACUUUAAUGUCUUAGGAUUUACGACAUCUUCAGAAGCUCACCAUCUCCCUGUAUCACAUGUGAGUGAUAAAGACGCCAUUGAAAUUAAAGCUUAUUUUGCUAACAGCUCUUCACCAACAGCAAAGAUCACCUUUGGUGGAACCAUAUUUGGCGCUCGCCCAGCUCCCGCGUUAGCCUACUUCUCAUCGAGAGGCCCUGCUAGGUAUAAUGGAAACAUUGUUAAGCCAGAUGUCACUGCACCUGGAGUGAAUAUUCUAUCUGCAUGGCCAGUAGAAGUUGGGCCUUUUCCAUCUGGUCUAACAACAAAGACGUUCAAUUUCUUGAGUGGCACAUCCAUGGCCACACCUCAUGUUUCUGGAAUUGUGGCUCUUAUCAUGAGCAAGUUAAAGAAUGACAACAAGCGUCAAUGGUCAACAUCAGGGAUCCAAUCAGCACUCAUCACCACGGCGAACACAUUCGACUUAGAUGGAAAACCAAUCUUUGAUGAAGCAACUUUGAACAGCAGUGCUAACAUUCUCCAACGGGGAGCAGGGCAAGUCAAUGCAACAAAUGCCAUGGAUCCAGGUCUCCUCUACAACAUUGAACCAAAUGAUUAUAUCGCCUAUCUUUGCGGAAUUUUUUUUAAUAAUAGCCAAACAGUCCAAAAAUUCACCCAGAUUAAUAACACCCAAUGUACUAGAUCCAUUUCUGGUGAGCAACUCAAUUAUCCCUCAAUAGGCAUACCGAUGAAAUCAAGAUUAGCAAGGAUCACUGUCAGUAGAACAGUAACAAACGUAGGUGAUGCUAGGGAAAUCUACAGUGCCAAGAUCGUAGAACCACCAAAUGUGAAAAUUGACCUAUCUCAAUACAGCCUUAGCUUCACCAGAGUUGAACAACAAAUUACCUACAUUAUCACAUUCACUAUGAAAGGUUCUCAUCCAGGCUCUGGGGUUAUUGAACAAGGAGAGUUAUCAUGGGUGUCAGACAAGCACACUGUCACAAGUCCCAUCUACAUCGCAUUCUAA